GCUCGUCGUUAGUCGGUAUUGUUGUGAUGGUCUCCGAUCUCUCAUCUACUUCUAUCCACAACCUGUUACACAGGUUAAAUAAAACGCGUCAAUCUGAAAGAAGACUUAGAAAAAAAAUGUUCAACAAACGAAGCCCUGUCGCUGUGUGACCAAAAUGGAGAAAGUUGACAGAUAAUUCGACCUCUGUAAGUUUAACACGUUUCUUUCCGUUGAUCGAGAUUCCCGUUUGUAGAUCUACAACCAUGGGGAAGUUAGCACGCUGUCUCCUGCUGCUGUUGCUGCUGUCUUGGACCGACUUACAGGUGAUGUCAGUGAGUGUAACUCUACCAGAGUCUCUAUUGUUUGUGUCUACUCUGGAUGGGAGUCUACAUGCUGUCUCCAAGCAGUCUGGAGACAUCAAAUGGACCCUCAAAGAAGAUCCCAUCAUCCAGGUGCCUGUCUACCUUACUGAGCCAGGGUUUCUCCCUGACCCCAACGAUGGCAGUCUCUACGUCCUGGGAGGAAACACAAGGAAGGGUCUCCAGAAACUGCCCUUCACCAUCCCAGAGCUGGUCCAGUCUGCUCCCUGUAGGAGUUCUGAUGGAGUCCUUUACACUGGUAAGAAGCAGGAUGUAUGGUUCGUGGUGGACCCCCAGACAGGAGAGAAACAGACCAGCCUCUCCACAUCAUCAUCUGACUCCAUUUGCCCCAAUGCACCACUGCUAUACAUAGGACGAACAGAGUACAUGAUAACGAUGUAUGAUACGAAGACACAGGAGCUGAGGUGGAACGCAACAUACAACGACUACUCUGCCCCGCCGUACGAUGAGAAACACGACUACAAGAUGGCCCAUCUCGUCUCCAGUGGUGAUGGGUUGGUGGUGACCGUAGACAGAGAGUCAGGUACGUUUUACCGUCAGGUAAUUACUGUGUUCCCUAACCACUACCAGACAGGUAAUUGUUCCCCAAUAAACACCUGUUACAAUAAACACCUGACAGGCCUGUUACAAUAAACACCUGACAGGC
Messenger RNA from Oncorhynchus tshawytscha (Chinook salmon), 1005 nucleotides. It is a transcript of the gene ern1, whose product is annotated as endoplasmic reticulum to nucleus signaling 1. Bases 243 to 992 code for a protein of 249 amino acids. Lineage: Eukaryota; Metazoa; Chordata; Actinopteri; Salmoniformes; Salmonidae. The record is from RefSeq and is a predicted model, not a curated record. The transcript has 8 exons. Gene Ontology annotation, molecular function: protein binding.